CAAUUAGUUAAGCGAGUUUUAUUUAACAUUGUUACCUUUCUUUAACAACGUGGUUGUCACGCAGUAUUUUUCAAUAUGUUAAGUUUGAAAUGGUUGCGAGUAGUUAUAUUACUGUUUCAUUUAUGUUAUGUGAGUAGCUAUGAUAUCAAAAAUCACCCAUGCUGCCAAGAGAUGGGCGAGAACAUCACACUGGCGAUGAUUAUUGACGCGUAUGAGAUCUAUGGACACGACCCCACGGAUAAGCUGGACCACCUGGCGCACUACCAGAUCGAGAUGAUGAAGAUAAAGCGCGCUGGGGAUCAGUACCUUAUAAAUGAACACGUUCAUAUUGCGACCGACCACUUAGGAAGAUUUAUACACAUGCAUAUAAAGGAACUUAAGGUAUUACUAAUAGCACUUGAAGAUGCAAUCGACAACAUGCUGACCAUGUAUGACAACCACAACGCUAUCAAGACAGAGCGAGUGGCCACGUACAAUUCCGGUGCUGGGGGGGCCGUGCCUUCAGAGUUUUAUUUGAGUCAAGAAUACUACUGCGGCAAGAAUAUUUAUAUUUUUAUAUCAGAGUUGUACAGCGACAUUUACAAUAUGGGUCGUGGUGUCAGUCCCUUUUGCAAGGGACGGGGCUUCCAUUUCCUGGGGUUCGUCCAUUUCAUGGAUGACAACAAAUACUUUCUGGAAGAAGACCCGAAUAUCGUGUUUCAAAUGGACAAUUAUAUUCACGGUUUGGAAUGUCAUCUGGGAAUUUGCAUUUAUAGGUUUCCAUUCAAGAAAAGUCUGCAGCACAUUCGAGACGUGUCGACUCUACCGAAGGCGAUCGUCAAGUGCGGCACAGAAACAUACAAACUACCCCCGCUUUCCGCUGCUUCCUGUCUCAUCACUUCCGGUUCCUUUAUAUUAGACUUUAAUAUACAAGGCAUCCGGUUUAGGCAUUAUGAUUAUUUACUGUUUCUUCCGAACGGUCACUCGUUCUACACGAAGGAGAAACAGUCUCCGCUCGUCUGUGAUCACCAUGUCUGCGAGUGGAAUAAUACCAACUUCUACGGAGGUCCAUUUAUAAUUCCCGGUGAUCCCGGCACGGGAUUGUCACCAAUUCCGCCAUUUGUGGAGCAGACCACGGAGUCCACAUAUCAUGCGUCCACUGAACCUCCUGGAAGCGAAUUCAACAAUGUUACAUACUCCCUCGACGGAUGUUGGUUCAUGUUCCCGCCAAACUACGGGUCGAUCGGCGGCAUCAGUUAUCUGGACCCGCUCACCGUCAACGAGUAUAGAUACACGUGUACUGGCAACGGAAUGAAUAAGGGUUUGUACUGGUAUCCACAAUGGAUGGGUGGACCACCUCACCACCCGUACCCCCAGUCAGGUGAUCACCCCGGGGAAAUGGAAGCCGCGGAGCCGGGCCCUUACUAUCCUCACAUCAUGCAACCACCACCAGACUUGUUACCGAAGCAUUAAAUUAUUUUUUGGA
Messenger RNA from Leptidea sinapis, 1465 nucleotides. RefSeq lists its product as uncharacterized. The transcript has 11 exons. Bases 76 to 1452 code for a protein of 458 amino acids. Lineage: Eukaryota; Metazoa; Arthropoda; Insecta; Lepidoptera; Pieridae. The record is from RefSeq and is a predicted model, not a curated record.